AUUCCCAAUAUAACCAACUUGGCUUGGUCCACUCUUUCCCUCUUUUUAUUUCUUCUUUUAACUGUCCAAAUAGUUUCCCUAUAAAGUUUCAUCGGAAUCGGAAUCGGUACCGGAACAUUCCUCCGCCGCCCCCUGAAUAUCUCCUCUGAUCCCGAUCCUCAUUUUUCCACUUCACUUCAUCCUUCUCAAUUCCCUUCUUCUUCUUCUUCUUCUUCUUCUUCUUCUUCUUCUUCUUCUUCUACUUCUUCUUCUUUCACUUCCUCAUGACAAUCGACCAUAUUCACUCCCAACCCUCCGAUCAAACACGCAGUUCCACCAGUAACGAUGAUGAUUCCGACCAUCUCCAUCCUACUCUUCCCUCUCCAGUUGUUGCCAAUGGCACGGACUACAAUAAUGCCGGAGAUGACCUCUUCGUUCCUCCCUUGAACUUUGCUGUCGUUGACACCGGCAUUUUUCGCUCUGGUUUCCCCGACUCUUCCAACUUCUCUUUCUUGCAGACAUUAGGCCUUCGGUCUAUUAUAUGUCUUUGUCCCGAGCCAUAUCCUGAGGCUAGCAUGGAUUUCCUCAACUCCAAUGGGAUCCGAUUGUUUCAAUUUGGGAUUGAAGGUUCUAAGGCUGGUUCAGACAAGGUUGAUGCAUAUGUAAACUUGAUUCUCGAGUGUAUGAGGAAUUUGGAUAUGAGCGCUGAUCAAAUGUACUAUUUGGAGCCUUUUGUGAACAUUCCAGACUACACGAUUCGUGAAGUACUUAAAGUCAUUCUUGAUGUGAGGAAUCGACCAGUUUUAAUCCAUUGCAAGCGAGGGAAGCACCGAACUGGAUGUGUUGUGGGAUGCUUUAGAAAGGUGCAGAAAUGGUGCCUAUCGUCAGUGUUUGAUGAGUAUCAGCGGUUUGCCGCUGCCAAGGCAAGAGUUUCAGAUCAGAGAUUCAUCGAACUAUUCGACAUUUCUGGGUUGAAGCUUUUGCCAUCAUCAUUUUCAUGUUCCGAAAGGUAAUUCGUCGUAUGCCUGUUUUGGUAUCGAGGAUUUUCAGUGGUCUAAUUAAUUACACACUUAGUCAUUAAUUGAUCUUUAGGCCUCAGUACUUUUCUCAUUCAAGUCAUUAACUCCCCCCUUUGUAUUUUGUAUAUUUUACUAUUCUCAAACUAUAUAAUUUAUGGUUAUAAAUCCAUCAGGGGUUCAUUAGGAUUAACCCCAAGUCCUCAAUGUAAUACAAUUUCCAAAGAAACAUGAAACUUAAUUAUGAUCAGAAUCGAAAAGAGAGAAGAUUCGGUA
This is a messenger RNA of Cucumis melo (muskmelon), 1271 nucleotides long. Its product is annotated as probable tyrosine-protein phosphatase DSP4. Bases 264 to 992 code for a protein of 242 amino acids. The record is from RefSeq and is a predicted model, not a curated record. NCBI's taxonomy places the organism in Eukaryota, Viridiplantae, Streptophyta, Magnoliopsida, Cucurbitales, Cucurbitaceae. Gene Ontology annotation, cellular component: cytoplasm. Gene Ontology annotation, molecular function: phosphatase activity. Gene Ontology annotation, biological process: protein dephosphorylation. The transcript has 6 exons.